CCUCUCCUCACUCUGAUCCGCUGCAGUGAGCGCUCCCACAGGCCUGUGGAGACCAACUGUCAUGAAAGAGAAAGUGCUGCAUACUCAGAAUGGCUGCCACCCAGGCGCUGAUGCAGGGAAGCAGAUCAUCCAGUGCUUCAGGUGCAGGGAGCCCUGCAGGGGAGAAGUGCUGCGGGUCCAGGCCAACCACUUCCACAUUAAGUGCUUCACCUGCAAGGUGUGUGGCUGUGACCUGGCUCAGAGCGGCUUCUUCAUGAAGAACGGCGACUACCUCUGCCCGCUGGACUUCCAGAGGCUUCACGGCACGCUCUGCAACAACUGUGGCGAAUUUGUGGAGGGAGAGGUGGUGACAGUCUUGGGGAAGACCUACCACCCUGCCUGCUUUGUGUGCACCAUAUGCAAACUGGCCUUUCCUGCUGGGGAGUGCGUCACCUUCAGUGGAAAGGACUGCCUCUGUCAGCGCUGUGCUCGACCUGUGUCUCCUACACCUAACAACGUCAGCUAUCCCAGCAACUGCUCUGGCUGCGGGCGAGACAUCAAGAAUGGCCAGGCUCUGUUAGCCCUGGGUGUUCAGUGGCACCUUGGCUGCUUCAAGUGUAAAACCUGCAGGAAAGUGCUAAGUGGAGAAUACAUCAGCAAGCAUGGCGUUCCCUACUGUGAGAGGGACUACCAGGUUCAGUUUGGGGUGCAGUGUGAAGCAUGUAAGAAGUUUAUAACUGGAAAAGUCCUCGAGGCGGGGGACAAACAUUAUCACCCCACCUGUGCCAGAUGCAGCCGAUGCGACAAAAUGUUCACAGAAGGGGAGGAAAUGUAUCUGCAAGGAUCAACAGUUUGGCACCCGGACUGCAGAGACAGCAGCAGAACUGAGGACAGUUACAGGGUCAGCAGACCAAAAACACCCUGUCUCGAUUUCUUUUUCCCCCCACACGAACUGAAGCCCACUAGAUCCUCUUCUGAAAGCUCCUGCUCCAGGCCGGGCUCAUGCACUCCAGGGAGUCCCGCUCGAAACAUCUGCGCAAAAGUAGAUAAUGAGAUCAUUGAUUACCGACACUUAGCGGCAAUUCCCAGAGUCAAGGCGAUAUAUGAUAUAGAGCAUCCUGAUAUGAUAUCUUAUAAGUCUGUGAGCGACGACUCCUCUGCUUUGGACAACAAAGGCAACAGACAGGACAGGAAAAGCCCCGCGGAGUCACCAGGAAACGUAUCUGAAACCACAGAGGAGAGUUUUGAAGUGAGAAAGCGCAUACCACAAUCUUCAAGUCACGGGUCCUUUGGAGGUCAUGCGAUGUACAAUCGUCAUAGCUACACUCCAACUCUGUCCAGAUCACCUCAACACUUUCACCGGCCAGGGCUGAUGCUUACUCCUUCUUUAUUUUCUGGCAACAAUGACACCACUUCCCCUUUACAUCACCACUUUCUCCCUCACACCAAAGACGAAGGCUUCAACAUGUACAGGAGGCCUCCGAUCUAUAAACAGCAAGAUCCAAAUUCCUCCCCAUCCCAAACAUCCUCUCUGCCUCAAUACGGUCGCAAUGGCCUCAAUCCGCCACAGUCAGCUGAUUUCUCCCUCUAUAACGGCGACAGAUUCAGAGAUGUGAAGGUCUACCCAUAUGAACUGCUAGCAGUUACCAACAGAGGACGGGUGAAGCUUCCCAAAGAUGUUGACAGAACGAGACUCGAGCGUCACCUAUCCCCCGAUUCAUUCUUUGAGAUCUUUGGCAUGGAGAUUCUACAGUUCGACAGACUUCCGCUGUGGAAACGUAAUGACAUGAAGAGGAAGGCAAAUCUCUUUUAAAUGCUGCCUGAAGCAUGCUUUAACUCAUUGUGAAUAUGCAGUACACAACAAGUCCUGAUCACCUCAUAUGUUUAUAUUCUGAUUUGAAAAAGUUUUGCCUACAGGCUGGAUAAAUUCCGUCUUUUUGGUGACACAGUAUUUGUUUCUAUGUUUCCCCUUUAGUUUCUGUUGGCUGUUGUAAUGCACAAUAUUACCUCAAAGCAGACAUAAACAUGACAACUCAACUUAGCUAUAUUUUUGGCUUCAAUAAUAGAUAGCCGUUGUUAGUUUCCUAUAUCAGUCCUGUUCACCGGGGAUUACGUCCACAUUGGACGAUUCAGCUGUGCACAAUUUACGUCCAUGGUAAAUGCAGAGUGGCAUUUUUAUAGCAUGCUGAAAAGUGAAAAAUACUGAGACGUAACAUAUCAAUCUUUGAUGCUCAAGACCUGGCUUUGCAUCUUGUUUUAAAGCACGUAUCAUUUAGGAAUGAUGUGCAAAACCUUGGAUUAUGAUAAGUGACAACAUCAUUGAGGAGAGCUAAUGCUUUUUUCAAUGACUUAUCCCUAAAAUAUCGGCAAAUACAACAAAUGAAAAAUCAACAUUUAACACAGGAGAAAAUGUAAAAACAGAAAGGAGGAUAGGACGUUAGGCCUGUCAACAUUUUUUGUAAUUCUGAUACAAGAUAUUUAAUGAUGAACUGGAUGCAUUUCACCCAUGUUGUCACUGUUACUACUACGUGAUAUUAUAUUUUUGAUAGUUGAUACUCACUUUGUCGUCUCCUGGUUGUUUAAGCACAACACUGAAAAGAGAGAUUUUUGAGAGCUGUAUUUUGAUGUCACUAAAUAAUCACUAAAAUGUGCUUUAUCGGACUGUAUAAUUAAGACAAUUUGACUCAAAUCUUUGUUUUCUGUUUCCCCCUGACUUAGCUGUGAUAAACAUCACUGUAUAUGUUUGGCACUGCU
Messenger RNA from Chelmon rostratus (copperband butterflyfish), 2733 nucleotides. RefSeq names its product actin-binding LIM protein 1-like. NCBI's taxonomy places the organism in Eukaryota, Metazoa, Chordata, Actinopteri, Chaetodontiformes, Chaetodontidae. The record is from RefSeq and is a predicted model, not a curated record. Bases 62 to 1792 code for a protein of 576 amino acids. Gene Ontology annotation, biological process: lamellipodium assembly; cytoskeleton organization; cilium assembly. The transcript has 20 exons. Gene Ontology annotation, cellular component: stress fiber; actin cytoskeleton. Gene Ontology annotation, molecular function: actin filament binding.